Molecule: messenger RNA, 921 nt
Organism: Penicillium bovifimosum
Lineage: Eukaryota; Fungi; Ascomycota; Eurotiomycetes; Eurotiales; Aspergillaceae
Exons: 2
Coding region: 1-921 (306 amino acids)
Source: RefSeq, a predicted model, not a curated record
AUGGCAGCCAACACCAACUACCAGCUCUCCCAAGAGCAGAUUGAUCACUUCAUGCGCUAUGGAUACAUAAUUCUAUCCAAUUGUUUCUCGCAAGAGAAAGCCACCGAAUGGGCCGGAGAUGUUUGGGAAAGGCUUGGCAUGUCGCCAACCGACAAAUCAACUUGGACCGACCAAUUUACGCACUUGGAAGAAACCAAGAAGGAGCCCGUGAAGACGUUCGCCCCUAAGGCCUGGGCAGCCAUGUGCCAGCUUCUCGGAGGUGAAGACCGUAUUGCCCCCGAAUCGGCCUAUUGGAACGACUCCUUGAUCGUCAAUCUCGGCACUCCCGAGUCCGAAGGGACAUGGCCCCGUCCUGCGGAUCUCCAGGGGUGGCAUGUGGAUGGCGAUUUCUUUAUGCAUUUCCUUGAUUCGCCUGAGCAGGCCCUGCUCGUUAUCCCCUUGUUUACCGACAUCCAGAAAGGUGCAGGUGGCACUAUGAUCUGUCCCGAAGCGGCAAAGUUCGUUGCCCAACACUUGUACGAGCAUCCCGAGGGAGUGACUCCGUAUAUGGUUCCUCUAGGCGAAAAUAAGGAAGUUCGUAGGGAUCUGUCCUUCUACUUGGAUAUUGUCAAAAACUGCACCGAUUUCCAUGAGAUGACUGGAAAGGUGGGCGAUGUCGUCCUCCUCCAUCCUUUGAUGUGUCACUCGAAAUCGGUCAAUAGCCUGAGACAUUUACGGGUGAUCACCAACCCACCGGUGGCCUUGAGAUCGCCGUUUCAGUUCGACCGGGAUGACUCUUCCCAAUACAGUAUCGUCGAGAAGAAAACGCUAGCUAUGCUUGGCAAGGACAGGCUGCCUGGCUGGACCAUCAAGGGGAAGCGAGAGACUGUAGUGCCGGAGAGGCUGAAGAAGAAAAACGCGCCGAGGAAGACCGACCUAUAG